GUAAACGGGGAUUUCACAAACUGUGCAAAAUGGGAACGAAAAUCUCACUGGACAGCGACACCGUACGACGAUCCAUGGGUUCCUCUCCGUGAACACCCAAAACCAAACAACACAAACAUUAACCUUAACCAAACAAACCCUAAUUUUUGAUCUGCCCCUAAUUCAUUGUUCCCUUCUCAUCUAUUUCUAAAUUAAUUCUAGAUCAUUUUUUGCUGUAUUUCCCGAAUAAAAUCCCCCGAAUAACCUUCCUGCUACCCACUAAAUCCAUUUUUCUUUACAAUUUUUAUUCUGAGCAUUUGAUUGUCGCUUCUACCGCUUGUUUUUGUUAUCUUCAGCAGAUCAACUUUUUCUACUCUGCUCCAGCUUUGGAGGAUCCACAGUCUCUUUCUGAGUGGAUGGUUUAGUGUAUAUUUUUAAGAUACUGAUAUUAGAGUAUGGGCAGUAGUGAGAUGGAUAAAGCUCCAAAAGAGAAGGAGUCAAAGACGCCACCACCUAUGUCACAGGAGCAGUCUUCAACCACCGCUACUGGAACAAUUAAUCCUGAUUGGCCUGGAUUUCAGGCAUAUUCUCCUAUACCUCCACACAGUUUCUUGGCAUCAAGUCCACAGGCUCACCCUUAUAUGUGGGGUGUCCAGCAAUUUAUGCCUCCCUAUGGUACUCCACCACAUCCAUAUGUUGCAAUGUAUCCACCUGGUGGCAUUUAUGCUCAUCCAUCCAUGCCUCCGGGAUCUUAUCCUUUUAGCCCCUUUGCUAUGCCUUCUCCAAAUGGCAUUGCUGAGGCUUCAGGAAACACUCCUGGAAGCAUGGAAGCCGAUGGUAAGCCUCCUGAGGUGAAGGAAAAGUUGCCAAUCAAAAGAUCAAAAGGAAGUUUGGGUAGUUUGAAUAUGAUCACAGGGAAAAGUAAUGAACAUGGUAAAACAACGGGAACAUCUGCUAAUGGAAAUCAUUCAAAGAGUGGUGAUAGUGCAAGUGAAGGCGAAGGUACUAGUGAAGGAAGUGAUGCAAAUUCUCAAAAUGACUCUCAAUUGAAAUCAGGGGGCAGACAGGAUUCUUUUGAAGAUGAACCAUCUCAAAAUGGCACUUCAGCAUAUACUCCUCAAAAUGGGGGCCUAAGUGCACCUCCUACUGCGGUCAAUCAAACUCUGCCUAUCAUACCUAUCUCUGCAGGUGGUGCUCCUGGAGCUGUUCCUGGUCCCACAACAAACUUAAAUAUAGGAAUGGAUUAUUGGGGUACACCAGCUUCUUCCAACAUUCCUGCACUUGCUAGAAAGGUUCCAUCUACUGCAGUUGCUGGAUCACGGGAUAGUGUUCAAUCACAACUCUGGCUACAGGAUGAAAGAGAGCUUAAAAGGCAAAGGCGAAAGCAGUCUAACAGGGAAUCUGCUCGCAGAUCCAGGUUGCGUAAGCAGGCCGAGUGUGAUGAGUUAGCUCAGCGUGCUGAGGCUUUGAAGGAAGAAAAUGCUUCUCUCCGGUCAGAAGUUAGCCGAAUCAGGAGCGAUUAUGAGCAACUACUCUCCGAGAACACUGCUCUCAAGGAAAGGCUUGGGGAAUUACCUGCUAAUGAUGAUCAUCAAAGGUCUGGGAGGAGUGAUCAACAUGUGGGUAAUGAUGCUCAACAGAAUGGGCAGACAGAGGCUGUGCAGGGUGGUCACUAGCACCUACCAACCACAGCAUGCCACCUUUCACGGAGAUAAUCUAACUUAAUAGCAAGAGCAAGAUCUUGUUUCGGAUAGCUUGUAGUUCAAAUUGUAUUAAAGCUUACCAUUUUAUAGUGUUAAGAUAUGUUUAAUGUUAUAUGAUCCUUCAUUCCUAAUUUGCCUUCAUUUUUACUCAUUCAAAAACCUGGAUUGUAUGUAGUGUGUGAAUUCUGUGUCAUACCUUAUCUUUAGCUUAAAAGUUAGUGUUCGCAUUAAGCAAUAUAGUUAAUGAACGUGAGUUUGCCCAUUAUAUGAUCUUCUGUACAAGUAAUUUAUGGGGAAAAUAAAGAAAAGAGAAUCUUUGAAUUCUGUUUCA
This is a messenger RNA of Vigna umbellata (rice bean), 2013 nucleotides long. RefSeq names its product basic region/leucine zipper transcription factor 68 (gene BZIP68). Lineage: Eukaryota; Viridiplantae; Streptophyta; Magnoliopsida; Fabales; Fabaceae. Gene Ontology annotation, molecular function: sequence-specific DNA binding; DNA-binding transcription factor activity. Gene Ontology annotation, cellular component: nucleus. The record is from RefSeq and is a predicted model, not a curated record. Gene Ontology annotation, biological process: regulation of DNA-templated transcription.